AAUAUUAUUUUGAUUCUUCAACCCCACGUUCAUCAAAAUCUUUUUCAAUGCGUAGUUUAGAACUUCUGGGUCAAAGAACUGCAAAAGUAACAAGUUCAACUAUUGAUGGACGUUCUUUCAUUGCUUUCGAUCCCGAAUCCUCCACAGUUUAUGCUGCAUUUGUUGAUCUAAAUGAUCAAAUCCGUGUAGCUGCCAAUAAUUUAGCACCCAAUGAUCCUAACGCUUUUGUAGAAAUUGAUCGUUGCCCUGGUUCAAAUAUUGUUAAUUUCACUUUCAUUGCCGAUCAACAAGUAGCUUGUCUUUGUACUUGGAGUGGCGAUAUUAUUCAUUUUAGUAAAGAACGUUUUGAAAAAGGAGAAGAAGCUAUGGAAAUAAUAGGUUCUGUUGAUGCAGGUAUUCAUGCCAUGUGCUGGAGUCCUGAUCAAGAUUUACUUGUUUUGGUUACAGGCGAUAAAAAGAUUGUAGAAAUGACACAAGAUUUUGAUACAAUUACUGAAUUUUAUUUCCAUGUUGAGGAUCAAGGUGAGGGCGUACAACAUAGUGUUGGAUGGGGUAGAAAAGAAACACAAUUCCAUGGUUCAGAAGGAAAACAAGCAGCACAACAAAAAAUUGAUACUAGUAAAUUUGUCACAUCAAAUGAUGAUGAUUCAAAGCCUCGUGUUGCAUGGAGAGGCGAUGGUAGCUUCUUUGUUGUUUCGGAUGUUGAUCCUAACCGAUCUGCUCGUGUUAUUCGUAUUUAUAAUCGUGAAGGUGUUUUACAAAAUACAAGUGAGCCUGUUGAUAAAUUAGAACAUGUAUUGGAUUGGCGACCUUCAGGAAAUUUGAUUGUCUCUAGUCAACGUUUACCUCAUCGUCAUGAUAUUGUCUUCUUCGAGAGAAAUGGCUUAAGACAUGGCGAAUUUAGCUUGAGAGAGACUCAGGAUAUGAAACAAAAAGUAUUGGAGGUUAUGUGGAAUGCGGAUUCAACAGUGCUUGCUAUUUGGAUUGAAUCUGUGAUUAACGGAAAAUUACAAAAGACAGUUCAACUUUGGACCUCAAAGAACUAUCAUUGGUAUAUGAAGCAGCAUAUUGUACUUUCUGAAGAGAGAGAUAUUAUCGGAUUUGCUUGGGAUGUUGAGAAUGCUUUAAUAGCACAUCUGUUUACAAGUGAUGGAGAAUAUCAUCGUCUUUUAUACACUUUGGAUGUUUAUACAAGCACAUCGAUUGAUGAAGCCAAUUCUGGUUAUGUUGCUGUAAUUGAUGGAUCCCAAUUACUUUUGACACCUUUUGCUUAUAUGAAUGUGCCUCCUCCCAUGAGUUCACUUGCUGUAAACGCUCAUGAUAAUAUUCAGUAUGUUGCUUUUAGUCCUCAUUUGAACGGAUUAAAAGUUGCUGUUCUUACAAAUCAAAAAAUUCAAUUGUUUGAUCUUCCUGAAAAGGGAGUUGGUAAUGCUUCUCUCACAGAUGAAUACAUUUUACCUGAAAUUACUGCUGAAAAUGAAUCUUAUGCGAGAAAUCACAUUCGUCAGUUAUGCUGGGUUAAUGAAACUCAAUUGGUUUAUUGUCAGUAUGACGAUAGUUUGCAAGCGGAUAUGAUUUGUAUUGCCAAAUUCAACAAUAAAAAUAUGACAAUAACAGCACACCCUUUUGAUGGAUCUGUGGGACGUAUCUACUUUAAUGUAAAUACAAAGGAUUUGAUUGCUGAAAGACUUGAUGGUUUCGUUUUCAACAUAGCAUUAGAUGAUGAACAAGCCACAAUCAGUCAAAUUGAACAGUUCCCUGAUUUCUGUCCUUGGAUUGCUACUGCUCGUAUUGGUAUUAGCUCUAAGGAGUAUGCUGUGAUUGGUUUAACUGACCGUAGUAAAUUAUACAUAAAUGACAACUUGAUUUCUUCAGAAGCUACAUCCUUCUAUUUACGCGGUGCUUGGUUAGUAUUUUCUACUACGCGACAUACCGCUCGAUUCUUGUCAUUAGACAGUUCCUCUAUAAAUGAUCUUAGUUUACCCGAUGAUACUAAUGAUGCAUACGAUGAAACGUCUAGACGACUUGAACGUGGCUCCAAGAUUGUAAUAGCUACUCAACAUAAGCCUAACCUUGUGUUACAGAUGCCCCGUGGUAACCUUGAAACGAUCAGCCCUCGUGCUUUUGUUCUUGCUGCUAUUCGUGAAGAUCUCAAAAACCUCAACUUCCGUUCUGCAUUUAUUGCCUGUCGAAGAAACAGAAUUGACUUGAAUAUUCUUUAUGAUGAUAAUCCGGAACGUUUUAUUGAGCAUAUUCGUACAUUUAUUGAACAAGUAUCUGAGGUAGAUUACCUUAACUUAUUCCUAUCGAAUCUUCGAAAUGAAGAUACACUUGUAACUAUGUAUCGUCGUGGUGGACGAACAGCAGAUCAAUUGACAGCAGCUCCAGGCGUUGAAAACAAAGUCAAUACGGUAUGUGAAGCAGUUCGAAAAAUUUUAAUAGAGCUAGGACAAGAACGUUAUAUGCAGUCAAUUCUUUCUACCUAUGUCCGAAGCUCACCUCCUGAUCUUGAAUCUGCUAUGACUCUCUUAUCUGAACUUCGCGAAACAAACCAUACAGCAGCUGAAGAUGCUUUGAAAUAUACUAUCUUUUUAUGUAAGGCUGAUCUAUUGUAUAAUGUCGCCUUGGGUAUGUAUAAUUUCCCUCUUACCCUCAUGGUCGCUCAACAAGCACAAAUGGACCCUAAAGAAUAUCUUCCCUUCUUACAAGAGCUCAAGAAUUUUGAAAAAUAUUAUCAGCGUUACAAGAUUGAUGAUCAUCUUAAACGUUAUGAAAGAGCAAUUAAGAAUUUAAGUUUGGCUGGUGACGAACAUUUUGAUGAGCUUCUAGACUAUAUGCAAAAGCAUUCUCUUUACCAUAUUGCAAUUGAAGAAUAUGCCAACAAACGACAACAAAGGAUAGCUAUCUUGGAGGUCUAUGGUGCUCACCUUGAUUUUACCACUCAAUAUGAAGAAGCUGGUAUUGUUUUUGUUAUGGCGGGUAAUUUGGUUAAGGCACUUGAAUCGUAUCGUAUGGCAGGUUGCUGGAGAGAAGCAUUUUCGAUAUCUAACCAACUUAAUUACACUCAAGAAGAGACACAUGCCUUGGCUUAUAGCAUGAUUGAAUAUCUGAAGGAUAAGCGUCGUUAUCAGGAAGCAGCUGCUGUAGCUAAGGAUUAUGCAAAUGAUGUUGAAGAGGCUGUUGAUUGUCUCUUGAAGGGUUCUCUCUGGAAAGAAGCCGAACGUGUCUCCUACAGCUCUGGUCGUUCAGAUCUGAUUGAAACACAUGUUAAACCUGGACUUGUGGAAGGAUAUACUCAAAUGGAUGAUGAUAUUGAUGAAAUGAUGACCCAAUUCCAUAAACAAUCGACACGACUUGUUGAACUCCGCACACAUAAACCCGAACCAACUCAAGUGAAUCCAAUGGCUAAUGAUGAAACAUUGGAUAACAUUGAUAUGUUCUCUGAUACAACAUCCAUGUAUAGUCAGUUUACACGAUACACAAGUGCUUCCUCUCGAGUCUCAACCAUGUCAUCCUCUACACAAGGUUCUGCACGAUCUCGAAAGACAUCUAAGCUUAGAAAAAGAGAAGAGCGUAAGAGAGCUCGUGGUAAAAGAGGUACUGUCUUUGAAGAAGAAUACAUUGUUAAUUCCAUCAAGAAACUUAUUGAAAAGGCUUGCAGUAUGCAAAAUGAACUUGGUAGUUUGAUUCGCGCUUUAGUUCCCUUUGAAUAUGUUGAAGAAGCUAGAGCAAUACAAGAAAAGUUUGAUAAAUUUUUCAAGGAACUUGAGGGAUGUAUGAAUACAGUUUUUGUCCCUUUGAAAUUAGCUGUUAGUUUGUAUGCAACACUUGAAGAAUUUGAAGAAGCAAAGAAUAAUCCCAAAGUCAUUGAAAAGCCUGUCAUUAACAAGGUGGAUUGGAAAUUAAAAUUAUUGUAAAAAAAAAAAAAAAAAAAAAAA
Messenger RNA from Cokeromyces recurvatus, 3938 nucleotides. RefSeq names its product IKI3 family-domain-containing protein. Bases 48 to 3917 code for a protein of 1289 amino acids. Gene Ontology annotation, cellular component: elongator holoenzyme complex; cytosol. The transcript is spliced from 5 exons. NCBI's taxonomy places the organism in Eukaryota, Fungi, Mucoromycota, Mucoromycetes, Mucorales, Mucoraceae. Gene Ontology annotation, molecular function: tRNA binding; protein binding. The record is from RefSeq and is a predicted model, not a curated record. Gene Ontology annotation, biological process: tRNA wobble base 5-methoxycarbonylmethyl-2-thiouridinylation.